AUGACCGAAAUGAGUGCGGAUGAGACAAAGUCGGCUGGAAUGCCACAAGGAAUUGAGGAGGUAGAAGGAGCAGGAUCUGCAGAAUCUACAGAAUCACCUGGAGAAGGUGAUUCCGACUCCAGAAUAGUGGCUCCUCCGCCGCCCAGACAACGUACUCUGACCCGCACGGCCGAAUUGGAUGCGGACUGCGAGGACUUGGAGCUGGACGCCGACGUGGACGAUGCGGCGGAUAGCAUCACCUUGGAGUUGGCCCUGUCGCCGCACAGCAGCACCACGCCCACUCCGUCGCCAACCACCGCCGACGAGGACUUCGCCCAGCUGGACAACAGCAAGCCCUUCAAGAUCAAGGACAUCACGCGGAACAUCCGCAAGGCCGUGGUGGCCACAACGCUGUCGGAGUUGCGGGUGAAGGUGUCGGUGAAAUUUGAACGGGCUCAGCCGGCGAUACACCUGGAUUGCGAUGGCACCGAGGUCGAUGAUGAGGAGUACUUCAGCACUCUGGAGCCAAAUGCCGAAUUGAUUGCCGUCUUCCCCGGCGAGCAGUGGCGCGAUCCCAGCGACUAUAAUGCCAAUCUGCGUCGCACCUCGCUGGAUGCUCACGGGUUGCGCAAGUUGGUGAGAAAACUGCAGCCGAACUAUAUGAACGACGAUGAUUUGGACAAGCUGUCGAACAUGGAUCCCAACUCGCUGGUGGACAUUACGGGACGUGAGCCUAAGGACAACGAAUACUCGGCGAGAAGUGAUGCCGUCAGGAGAUCCACGGAGUUGUCCUGCUAGGAAAAACGUGGUAGCUUAGGAACUGUGUGAAUUGAGAGUGUAUUUAUAGGGAAUUUGUACGAGUUUAUAUGGCUAGCAGGAGUAGUAUUUUUGGAAAACGUUUUGAUGACGGCACUUGAAGCGACCGAUUUGGAUGGUUGUACCGUGGGGUUUUAUCUCAAUAACCGUAGUAGAUCUGAAAGUUGUGUAUUUUUCGAGCCCACAUUGUCGUAGCACAUUGCAACUCACCUUGAAUGUCUAUUAUCAGCCGCUAAUUGUUCCUAGACCAAUAGCCGACCAUAUGAGCCAAAAUCUGGAGUGCCUCAAAGGUCGAUCUCCAGACUUAGAUAACCUUACCCUCACCUCACUCAACGGACGAUCAACGAAUUGCAGAAUAUAGACCUUAUCUGGGCUAUUAGAUAUAUACAUAUAUAUAGUAUAUUUUCCAUACCGGAAUCCUUGUGAAUGUCACAUCAAAAACAGUUUGGGUUAUUAGGGAGCAAACAAAAAUGUACUUUAAUUGAAUCUCAAUUAAACCAAUUAGCAAUUGAAUAAACAUUCACCCUAGGCACACAAAUAAGGGUUUUUACCCAUUUUUAUGUGUAUUUAUGAUGCAUCAAUGAACAAGCACAAUUUGCUGCACUUCUCAAAGGGUUAUAGAAAACCGAAUUAAAUUCAAUUUACAUUUAAGUUAUGUCCACAGGAAUCAAUUGAAAAUUGUAAUUUGUAACUUGAA
Drosophila elegans is the source of this 1492-nucleotide messenger RNA. RefSeq lists its product as uncharacterized. The coding region runs from base 1 to 777 and encodes 258 amino acids. The transcript has 3 exons. The record is from RefSeq and is a predicted model, not a curated record. Gene Ontology annotation, biological process: regulation of apoptotic process; apoptotic process. Lineage: Eukaryota; Metazoa; Arthropoda; Insecta; Diptera; Drosophilidae.